AUGACCAACAACGGCAGUGAUGCUUCGAACGGUGAAGAACCCUCUGUAACUGAAUUCGUGUCUCCCUCUGGUUCGACCCUCAUCUGUGGUGGUGCUGUUCCCGGCACAGGAUUAGAGAUAUCGACUGAAGCAAGAGCUUUAGCCCAAAGUGUCAGUGAAGCCAGACUUGCACAAGAAGUUCUGACCCUUCGAGAAGAACUCAACAAGAUCAAGCAGCAGGUGUGCCAAGUGACCAAGUGUAACGGAGAAGCAACUCUCAGUUCCCUCCAAACUGCAGGAAACGUGGUAGCCAACGUCAUCCGUGGGAAUGGUAUGGUCGGUCAAAAUAGUCCGAUCUAUUAUAUCUACGAGUCUGUGAACAUUUCUAAAGAGAUCUCCGACAAGUAUUGGGUUGCAUCGAUACCACAGCUCUAUGAGGAGGUCUGCAGAAAUGAGCCUACCCCGUUCCGCGCGCUCUUCAAGGGUGCCAAGAAGGAUACUUAUGAAGAUCUCGGUAGGGCCUUGCUCGAGACGGUUACUAUGCUCGAGAAGUCCUGGAACUUUCCGUUGGAUAUCAUAGUGGCCCUAUUGCUACAUCAUGUCUACCAGUACGGUAAUGGCAUUCAUAAGAAGGCGGCUGAAACUGUAGUGCUGCGAUUAUUGGCUGCGGAAGGGGAUCGCGAAGUCGAGGACAUUUUGGACGAGAUCAAAGUUCAACAUGGGCACCUCCUUAGACCAUCCUUACCGGUGGAUGUAGACUAUGCAACUCUGAGUGGGGCAGCUAGGUUCAAGGAGAAGUCUGGAUGGGAGAGACUACUCUCUCUCCUGACCCAGGUUCUAGUUCGCAUUGGAUCGAGUCAGACUUGCCAUCUUGAAGCACGCUAUCGAUGGGAACAGUUGUCCCAAAAAUCGAAGGAGUGGCUGGUCGACUUUCUCUCUCGCGAGGAUGAGGCCUGGAGCGACAUGGUAGCUGCAUUCGCGUUCAAACGUGUACCCCCACCAAGUGACUAUGAUCGUGUGGUGAAAGUGGUUGGUGCGGUCAGCAAGCCUAUCCGCGAGCGGUUCAGUGAAGCUCUUCGGAGGAACAGGAAGGCGCCGGAGGAGCUUCUCUUCAAAGAUAUCACCAAGGAGCUCCUUUCUAUCGAGGCCGAGGCGUACGCGGUGUUACCCUGGGAAUAUGGCUCUGUGCCCAAGCACGUUUCGCGUUCCAAGGACUCUGCGGCUCGGUCGAGAACACACAGCAGUCCGGCCAGGGUAUCCGAUCACGUUAAGGAGAAGUCUGAAGGAAGGCCGGUUCGUCCCGACAGGUGGUGCACCAUUUGUAACAAGUACACCCGACACACGGCUCCUUUCUGCUGGAACAAUCCCGACUGCAAGAAUGCUCCUGAAUGGUUCAAGAACAAGCUCGAGAAGGAUACCAAAAAGUCCUCUGACGACGACAUCACGAACAGGGAGGAUGCUCCUACCUAUAUGGUGACUUCUCUGAUGGCAGAGCCUCUGGCGGUUCCGGCGGUGUUGGCCCGGCUUCGUUCCUCUGCCUAUCCAGAUCGAGAUGUGAUAGUGGCCGUCGAUACACUAUGCGAGCUCAACCUCAUUCACGAGGACUUGAUCCACUACUGCGAGAUCGUAGAUUGCCCCCGUGACGAACUGCCCACGCUGGCAGGUUUCAAGAGUGGAAGGGUUGUGCCUAGAUGCAAGGUGCGCCUGAGCCUAUCCUUUGAGGGCAAAAGAUGUUUCCUUUACGCUCUCGCCGUCGACCUACGAUCAACGUGUGUGGAGAUGGAUGUUGUCCUCGGGGCUCAGUCACUUCGAAGGAUGGGUGCGGAUGUGUGUCUUACGGACGACAGGCUUCAGGUGAAGGACCUCGGUAUCGCGAUUCCCUUGGUCAGACUAGAUCGCAAGCCUCAGCCGGUCUGUUCCGUCCCGGUUUGUAGCAUGGUAGAGGCGGUGAACUAUGAGGAGCUUUCGGCCAUCUGGUCGGAGGAGCGUCUCACGACAUCUAUGAAGGAGAGGCUUGCGGACAUCGGGUAUGUGGCCCCGGUGCUCGAUUUUGAUAUUCCUGAGUCCUACCGGAAGACCCCCUACCAAUGCCAAGCUCCUUACAACAUUCCGGCUAAGCUAGUACCCGGUGUUCACGACAAAAUCCGCAAGGAGGUGCUGGCUGGACAUUGGGAAGAAGUAGCUCCCACUGCAUCCAUGUGGAUUAGUCCAUGCUUCGCCAAGGCGAAAGGAAGACUUAUUGAAGAAGGACCGGCCAAAGGCGAGGAAGCGGUUCGACUACUAGUAGAUCUACGGCGAUUGAACACUAUGGUGGACAUUCCCGACUAUUUCCGGGAUGAUGGCCUCUCGGCGGCGGAAUUUGUGCGUCAGGUUGAUCAAAGUGCGAGGUACUUCACCACUGUGGACGUUGAAGCUGCUUUUGAGAGCAUACCGGCUGCACCUAGGGCUCAAGACUUGAUGUGUUUUGCUAUCGGCGGUCGCGUAUACCGUAGCAAGGUGGCCCUCCAGGGAUUGGGGCUGAGCCCUCUAUUGUGGCAAUAUCAUAUUCGGCAUGGGCUUCAGACUCUCCUCGGAGAAAGCUACCGUGAGUACUGUGCUAUCUUCAUGGAUGACAUCCUCAUCUGGGGCGAUACUGCUGAUCAGUGUGAACGACGCCGGAAGGUGGUGGUGGCCGCUAUCAAUGCUCUUGGGAAGAGGGUAAGCUCUAAGUGUGGUCCUUCUAUUGGUGCGAGCGCUGUCUGCAUUGGGCUAGAGUUCUCCGCCCGAGGAAUCCGGCUGAGCGACGAGAGCAUAGCUCGGCUCAAGAGUGCGCUCGCCCAGACUCCUACUAGUGGGUCCCAUCUGAGACGAAUCCUGGGGUCCAUUAACUACGCCCGCAGCGCCUUUCAGUUCGAUCGGCUUGCGGGGUUUGGGGAGACCCUCAAGGUCCUGACGCCAUUGGUCAACAAGAAGCCAUUCAAGAUCUCGCCCGAGGCAGAGGAUGCCCUAAAGCGGCUGUCUGAGAGCAUCGUCAACGCCCCUCUAGGUCUUCACUCGUACAAAGACUUGAUAUGUGGUGAGGCUAGCUCCUGGGUUGUGACUGUGGACGCUUCUGACCUUGCCAUUGGGGCUGCGCUCUUUCGGUAUAAUGGGCCUUCCCAGGAAGUCUCUAUGGAGGACUUGAAAGACCCCGAGAAAGCGGUAUUGGUUGGUGCUUUAUCUCGUGCUCUGUCGGGCGAUGAGGUAAAGUUAAUGAUCUAUGAAAAGGAGAUGCUGGCCCUCAUGGCCGCCAUGCAGAAGUGGGGCAAGCUGUUCAUAGCUACCACCAGGCCAAGAUCUCCAAGAGAGUCACAGAGUGAGGCUAAGAUCCUGGUGUUAACUGACAAUACUAUCAGUCUCUCUCGAUGGACUACUUACCGGCUCCCUCUCUCCCCUUUGAUUAGCGCCAAGUCGCGCCGUUUCCUCUCGUGGAUCGAGGAGGCCAGUGAGUGGAGAUAUCUACCCUACACGGUGAGGCACUGUACUGGUACCUCUAACGACGUGGCCGAUCUACUCAGCCGCUGGCAUGAGCAGCUCCUGUGUCAACCCGAGGAAGACCCACGAUGCCAAGGAGACGAGGCCGGCAAGGAUCUCUUACCUUUCUGUAUGGUCAUCCCGGACCUUCUGCGGCCAGCAGAUGACGACAUGUUGGGUGAGCAGGACUACCCGGUGAUGGCUGCUGCGCCCGUGACCUCUGGGGCUCCUCCUGAGGGCGAGAGCCCACCAGAAGAGUGCUAUACGGCACCGCAGGUUGCUCAUGUAGAGGCUCCCCUGGCGGCACUAGACAUUAUCGACCUCAACCACAACCAGGCAGCUGUGGUGGAGAAGGCCCUCGCUGAGGAUGAUUCGGUGUCCAAGGAGUCGCGUCCGCGAGAUCUUUGCUGUGGCCGGAAAGUCGACCAUUCUGGGUUGUCUCUUUGGACAAGCGAUGGCCCUAAAGAGGUUAUGGUGAUCCCUAGCGAUUGCGAUGUCGACCUCCAGCCCAUGGUACCUACCCUGCUCGAGGACGGUUCGGAUAGAGACAUGAGGAAGAGUCUGCUAAUGAGGCUGCACGACAACUUGCUCACGGCGCACAACAGUAGAGAUCGGCUACUAGGCGUGGUCCUUCAAGUUGCUUGGUGGCCGGGGGUGUCGGCCGAUGUCAAAGCCUAUCGGGCUAGAUGUCCAAUUUGCUGCCCAGGACGAUACCGGCAACCCCCUGGUGUACUCCCCGAUUGCCGUACUCGCUUCGACACUUACAGCGUGGAUUUGAAGAUGAUCCCGACGGGUCUCAAGGAGAGGCUGGGUUUGCCGCCCAGUGCGUGUGUGGUCAGUGCCAUUGACCUGGCUACUGGUGAGGUGUCUUUUGAGCUUAUAAACGACCAGUCCGCUGCCAAUGUCGCCAGAUUCUUGUGGCAUAGAAUCAUUGUUCGUCAUGGCGAGUUCAGUAGGCUCUGCUCCGAUCAAGGAUCUGUAUUUGUCGGCUCGGUUCUGGGUGCUAUGAGUAAUCUUUUCGGGUGGGUGGUGAAGACCAGUGCGGCCCGUAACCCCACGGGAAACUCACGGAUAGAGCGAGCCCAUAGAGCUGUGAGUCAGACAUUCCGCUGGGUGGAAUCUCUGGGUGAUGCCGACGGCCCCGAUGAUCUGAGGCUCUAUCUGGGAUCAGCUGAGGCCAAGGUCAAUCUGGCGGCCAAUGAAGAGGGAUUGUCGCCCCAUCUGGCUGUAUAUGGUAGUGAACCGUUAAUGCCGCUGCUGAAGGAAGGAGUGACCUGCGAAUUGGAUGACUUGAACAAAGACAUUGACAAGAGAACCAUCGCUGAUAUUCGCGAAGCAGCUGUAUGGGCAACAGAAGCGCUUGCUGAUUCCAGGGACGUGAAGGCCUUCUACAACCGCGCUAGCUUGGCGGCCGGUUCUGCUGUGGAUAGUAACACUCUGAAGUUAUCGGAGCACGAUGAGGUUCUCUACGAAGGCCGAAGAGAAGUGGUGAAGAAACUAUUUCGAGCACCUGGGUCUGAUAUCCCCAUAGUGGCGGUUUUGGAGUCGGGCAAGAAGGUUCCCAUUGGUGCUUUGGCCCCUGCUACUGAGGUCCGAGCAGCUCACCUUGUCGCGCGUUCUGCGAGCCUCCAGGACGAUGCUCUAGUAGAUAAGUUCGUGGCGUUCUACUUGCCAUCUCAAGAUAACCUCGUCAUGGUGGGCAAGGUGAUUGAGGCCCGGUGUGAGAAGGUUGUUAUCUGGGUAUAUGAUGGUGGUGCUAAGACGACCGUGUUCCUCCCCCUCUGGAGGAGCGACGAGGCGACCAAGAGAAGUAAAGAGUCUCCUGGAAGGAAUUGGAUGGUAUUAACGACAGAGGUUCCUGCAAGCUGCAUCCUUGCCCGGGUUGAAAUACACCCCAACGGUCGUGUGACGGCUGCCAGCAAGGACCGGAUUGAGGCCCUUGGGAUAUCUCGCCCCUCGGAUACUCUGUUGAGCGAGCUGAAUCCCAUUCGUUUGCAGCUUCGUUCCAUCUAUCUCUAA
Perkinsus marinus ATCC 50983 is the source of this 5490-nucleotide messenger RNA. Its product is annotated as gag/pol/env polyprotein, putative. The record is from RefSeq and is a predicted model, not a curated record. Gene Ontology annotation, molecular function: nucleic acid binding. Lineage: Eukaryota; Perkinsozoa; Perkinsida; Perkinsidae. The transcript has 3 exons. Bases 1 to 5490 code for a protein of 1829 amino acids. Gene Ontology annotation, biological process: DNA integration.